AUGGCUGAAAGGAUGAACAGUAAGUUCGAUAAAUAUUGGGGUAUGUUUGAGAAUUUGAAUAUGCUAUUGGUUAUUGCCGUUGUGUUGGAUCCCAGAUAUAAGAUGAAGUAUGUGAACUUCAUUCUUGGCAAAUCAUAUGAUUUUUUGUCGGGAAGAUUGAAGUCGGAUCUGGUGGUAGGUGUUUUGAAUCACUUAUAUGAUCGCUAUGAUUCGUUGUUGGAAGCUUCUAAUGAUGAUAUUGGGGGUGAUACUAGUACGAUGAGUGAAGCUGGUGAUGCAUGGCAAUCUCAAUGGGAGAAACAUUUGGAAGAAUAG
Molecule: messenger RNA, 315 nt
Organism: Nicotiana tabacum (common tobacco)
Lineage: Eukaryota; Viridiplantae; Streptophyta; Magnoliopsida; Solanales; Solanaceae
Source: RefSeq, a predicted model, not a curated record